Molecule: messenger RNA, 2586 nt
Organism: Papilio polytes (common Mormon)
Lineage: Eukaryota; Metazoa; Arthropoda; Insecta; Lepidoptera; Papilionidae
Gene: Grip75
Product: gamma-tubulin complex component 4
Exons: 12
Coding region: 69-2084 (671 amino acids)
Biological process (GO): mitotic cell cycle; spindle assembly; microtubule nucleation
Cellular component (GO): centrosome; gamma-tubulin complex; equatorial microtubule organizing center
Molecular function (GO): microtubule minus-end binding; gamma-tubulin binding
Source: RefSeq, a predicted model, not a curated record
ACAUUAAAAAAUAAUAACAAUAGAUAGAAGUUUAAAAUUUGAAACGGAUUUAUCUAGUUUUAGUCAAAAUGAUACACGAUGCUUUAUUAGUUUUGUGGGAUUGUUCACAGGGUGGUGAAAUUUCAUCGACAGAGCCGGUUUUAUACGCUAAUGAAGGAGAUGCAGAAAUUUAUAGCAGAAUAUGUUCGAUUGCCAAAAGUCAUCAUAGAAUUCAAAAUUUUAUUGCAGCUACAUCUUUUCAUUCAAGAAAAUUGCAAACGGCAUCAAAUAUUAGAAACUUUGGCUUAUAUGGUCAAGCAUUAAGUGAAGGUAUUACUGAAGUAUUACAAUCAUAUAAAAAAGCUAUAGUGAAUGUUGAGAAAUUGGUUAUUGGGAAUAAAGACUAUACUUUAACAUUUGUAUACAGCUAUGUAGAGAAAUUCCAAGGAUUGUUCAAUACAAUAAAUAAGAUAAUUAGCACAAUAAAAGAGAGAAGGCUAAAUGGCUGUCAAAUUUUAAGUUUAACUCAUCAGAAUAUAUUGAAUGGAAAUGAAAUGGUUCAUAGCUCUAUGUUGAGGAUAUUCUCUUGUAUUAACAAUGUAUUUAUAAAUCAACUCUGCGCCUGGCUUCUUUAUGGUGAACUAAAGGAUCCAUAUGAAGAAUUUUUUAUUUACCGAAAUAAGAAAGAUGACCUAUCAGAAACAGUGCUUUCAUCACCUUCCAUUUCAAAUACUUGCGAUAAAACCCUUGUGACCACAUUGCAACAAACUUCACUGGAUUGUGGUUACAACAUAAAUGCUAGCAUGAUACCAUACUUUAUGCCGUUAUCUCUGGCCCAGGAAAUAUUAUUUAUUGGCAAAACUGUUAUUCUCUUUGGUUUUGAUCCCCGGAAGGUAAAGAGAAGCAAUAUAACAUUAAAUAGCACUUUGAUGCCAUUACAUAAACUUGAUUAUGAUUCAAGAAGGUUUACUAUAUGGGAAGAGAAAGAAUCGGAAUUUCAUAAUAAGUUGCAGCAACUCAAAGAACCUGAGGUUUUCGAAGUAUAUAAUUUAAGAUGUGUUGUUAGAGAAAUAAAAGAAUGUGUUACAAAGCACUUAUGGACCGUGGCAGUAGAAGAGGCACAUUUAUUGCACGAGCUACGACUUAUGAAAGACUUCUACCUGUUGGGACGUGGGGAACUAUUUCUUGAACUCCUAAGACUCACCGCACACAUGUUAGAUAAGCCAACUACACGAACUUCUACACGGGAUAUGAACCAUGCAUUCCAGUUGGCUGCUAGAGCAGUGUUUCUAAGCAACAGCGCUGAUAUAGAAAAGUUCAGUUUCGAACUACCCUACGUCAAACCGAUAGCCGAUGCGACUGUAAAUUCUUCUCUCGACGAAGACAGUAGUGUUGUCGCGGACGGCUGGUCCAGUAUAAUGCUGAAGUACGACUUCAAGUGGCCGCUGCACCUGCUGUUCGCCCCGGAGGUGCUCGCAAGAUACAACGACAUGUUUCGACUGCUGCUAAGGAUUAAGAAGACGCAACACGACCUGCACGCCUUGUGGAAAACAUACAAACAAACAAGAAGGUUUGCAGUGUGCCAGCUACAUAAUAAACUUAUGUUCCUUAUGGACAAUCUGCAACAUUAUUUACAAGCAGAUGUGUUGGAGAGUAAUUUCUCUAGACUCAUGGAUGCCGUUAACAAAACUAAUGAUUUUGAAAAACUCAAAGAAGCUCACGCUACGUUCCUCGCUGAUAUAUUGAGUCAGUCGUUUUUAACAUCUACCACAUCGGAACGUUCAGAAGGUGAUUCACCAGGUGAUGGUAUAGAGAUGAUCACAAACCCAGUGUUUGUCAACAUCAUGGACCUAUUAAAGUUGUGCGACUCCUUCUGCAGUAUGAGUGAAUUUGCGUCAGACAGAGAAGCUGAGGAUUACUAUAUAAAAGGUUAUUCCGAUAGAUUCAACAAGUUGGUAAAGCAGCUGACGCAGCUGCUGGUGUGCGUGCGCGGGCGAGCGUGCGGCGCGUACCUCGCGCGGCUGCUCAUGCGCCUCGACUACAACCGCUGGUUGAGCGCGGAGGCCGAGCUGACGCGCUCCCUCACACACAUGCUGCGAUGCUGACUGAUGUAUCGCGAUCUCUCUUACUCCACACACAAAUGCGAUGCUGACAGAUGUAUUGCUAUCUCUCUUACUCCACACAUAAAUCCGAUGCUCACAGAUGUAUCGCCAUCUCUCUUAAUCCUCACACAUGCUGCGAUGCUGACGGAUACUGCAAUCCCGCUUACUCUCUCACGCAUGCUGCGAUGGUGACUGAUGUAUCGCCAGCUCUCUUACUCCACACAGAAAUGCGAUGUUGAAUGAUGUAUCGCCAUCCUUCUUACUCCCUCACACACAUACUGCGAUACUGACUUAUACUGCCGUCCCUCUUACUCCUCACACAUGUUGUGAUGCUGACGUAUAUCGCCAUCCUUCUUACUCCUCUUAAACCGGAGCAUAGAACAUAGUUUUUUUAGUUGGCCCCAUGCAGCUUCAUCCAUGUAUUAUAAGGUCUCCUAUUGUCUAUAUUUGUAAUUGCAAAUGUCAAAUUUAUUUGAGUUCUAAUAAAAUCAAAAGUUUAUAACAA